AUGACAUCAACGCAAGUCUCAAAACCCAGACAACGGCUCAACUCAACCAACAACGAGGACUACGACGAACUGGUGGCCAACGACACGGACAACGCCCACCAGAAAGUGGUGGACAGGCUGUCCGUACUAUACAAGGAGAUACUGCGCGCGAUUGGCGAGGACCCCGAGCGUCAGGGUCUACUGAAAACGCCGCACCGGGCGGCCAACGCCAUGUGGUAUUUCACGCACGGGUAUGGCGUCCGGUUGGAUGAGCUCCUGAACGGCGCCAUCUUUGAUGAAGAUCACGAUGAGAUGGUUAUCGUCAAAGACAUUGAGUUCUUCUCGAUGUGCGAACACCAUUUGGUGCCCAUCUAUGGUCACGUGUCGAUCGGCUAUUUGCCU
Molecule: messenger RNA, 381 nt
Organism: Oppiella nova
Lineage: Eukaryota; Metazoa; Arthropoda; Arachnida; Sarcoptiformes; Oppiidae
Source: the annotation of a GenBank genome assembly